UUGGCGGGAGUAUUUGUCAAAUAGGAAAGUCGAAUUUCGUUUGGUUUAUGCAUGACCAUGAACAGAAUUAUGUCAGAUCGGUUAUUCAGAAUGAAAGCAAUGAAAUGAGCAUUUGUUUUUUUUAUAAAGUAUCUGGAAAACUGAACUACAACAUGUCUCAGGCUUCAUUCCUCGACUCCGUUGUAACUUGGGAUGAUCGACAAUGUCAACAGAAUCUUCAAGAGGCCCUACCAAAGCUAGCUGAACAUUUGCAACAAGCAUCCAUUAUCCAAGAGGAGUUAGGAAUUUUGAGGAUUAUUUGCCUGUCGUUUCUACCAUGGGUGGACAUUGAUGAGGCAGAGAGUCAGGUGUUUGCAUUGGUGUCAGAAAAGACCUGCGACAUUCUGGAGCGCUUGUCUCUCGAUAUUGGAAUGCUACCAAAGCAGUUGUCCUGUCAACAAGAAAUACACGCUUUGAUUGAGUUAUGGUCAGAGCUUCUGGAGUGUUUCACCUCCUGCCUCAAGUUUGUGAUUGACAAAGAGAGAGUGGACGUAUCACAGAUCCAUUCCUUGCCCCAUGGAGCUGUACAGCUGCUGAAGGGGACUUACUCACAUUGCAAGGACAGUAGCAACAUCUAUGGAGACUUCCUGGCCAAUGUGACUGAGCCCUUGUCUACCCUGUUCAAAAAAGCUCAUGCCUUACAACAGAGUUUAUUGGGAGCAGUGGAGUGUCUUGUGGUGACUGGGUCCACCUCACAACAGGAUGUACAGGAUCUCACCAACUUAUGUUUCGGGCUGUUCGAGGUGUGUCAGGUAGUAUCAAGCCUAGAUGUGAAACUAGUGGUGGGAUUGUGGAAGGCUAUAUCGAGGCUGUCGGGAAAGACAAAACAUUUAGUGCAGGACCACCUUGAUGUCGACGCCAUGUUGAUCUACCUCGCCUCGGAAAUAAAACACGGAUUUGACUACCUCAUGCAGAUUGCACCACCAAAAGUUGAAAACUCAGAAUUGAGUCUAAGCCAGGGUGACAGUGCAGCCUUUCAGAAGUCCCUGAAGAUCCACAGCUAUCAGCUGCGGGUGUUGAUCUCCCUGCUGGAUAGCUUCGUAGAUACUGUGUCCUCGUGUAUAGCACCAAUAUACAACGUCAUGGUGAACAUACUCAUGCGCCUGCCUCCAACCUUGCUAGACCUCAGCAUAUCCAGCAGCGGUGUGAGUGAUCUGCAACAGCAGCUGGUGAACGGGUUCGAGCCCUUGAUGUGUCUCCUUGUCCGUAACCGCACCUUCGGACAGUACAUGCUGCGCAAGACUGAAGACUGCAGACCUGAAGAAAAUCUUGCUGUUUUACAAAUCCAUGUUAAAAUCCUGGACUGUUUGCCAAAACAAGAGGAAGACAUUUAUGACAGCUGGAUGAAGGUACAAGAUAGCGUGAGUUCGACAGAGUACAGUAUUCUACAGAGGGUCUGUAGACAUCUUGAAGAAUGUCACAUUGAGCUCUGCUCUAGUUUGACAGUUCCAGGCUCAAGGUUGAUGUCAGUGUAUGAGUUUGCGGUGACUCAUGUCUGUGGCUUUGUUGGAAGUCUGCCUGCAAAAUACUUCGACACACUGGAAGAGUGUUUACUGGAGAAUCUCCUGUCUGCAUAUCCAGUGGUUUCAAGAGUAGCAGAGGACAUCUGGUGCUUCAUGAGCAGGUUUGGAUCUGCAGACCUCUGCUACCAUCACACAGUGCUCUUGUUAGACCUCACAUCCAGUCCACAGGAUACCUUGAUACCAGCCGUGGUCAGAUUGGUUCAGAGACUUGUCAAGUUUCUUGCACCUAACCACAAGACAAAGCUCUUGCAACGCUACCCUGUAGAUAAAUACCGGACGUUGUGGGGUGAAGUGUUGCUGCCUGUAUUGGGAGGAGAGUUGAGUGCACAUCAGUAUCAGGGGAUGGUUCUAGCCUGUGCUCAGCCUGUACAGAUGUUUGUGGCUGCUACCUCUAACACCUAUGCAGAUCUUAUACAGCUGCUUUCAGAUCUUAAAUGCUUGACAAAGCUUGUCAGUGUCAACCACAAGAACGAUGUCCCUUCUAUUGCCAUGGAAACAGUCAGUAACCUUUGGUUGUCAUGGGCAGCAGACUGGUCAGGGGAGACAAUCUUUACCCAGUGUUUAGUGGAGAUGACAGAGUUAGCUGGACUGAUGAUUGGGCAUAUAAAGAACUUGGUUGUUUUACAGAUUUUAGAGUCUUUACACGCUGCAAGGGGUCAGGGUGGGGUGUGUAUAGAGGUGGCGGCCUGCAGAUUUCUCCAGCGCUGUAAGAAGAAAGCCUUCACUCCAGAUGUACAGGUGUUCCGUAGACUCUCCAGUCUGUUCCACUCACUGCUGACCAGCCAGGACCCCCUGGUACAGUUCACGGCUCUGGUGGCCUUCACCCAGUUUGCAGAGAGCACACCACACGAAGACCUUGUGCCUGAAUGUCUGGCUGACAACCAGCAACUCCAGGAUCUAGUCGUGGCUUUCCUUAACAAGAAUCUUCCAUUGCCUGAGGACUACAAGGAAACUGUAUUCUUGAGUGAUCAGCUGGUAAGAUUGAGAAAGCCUUUGGCUGACCAGACAUCCACUGGACAAGGGACUGCACCACAGGGAAACAUCAGUGACGUUGCCAUGGCCAAGGAGGAAAAACCUUGUCAACGAGACAUGCUCGAUGAUAUUUCUGAAUCAAAUCAGCGAGCAACAAAACGCAAGCGACCUGAUGAUGCAGCUAUGCCCCAGGCAGAGCUAACCACUUUGGAACAGCUGAUAUCUGACCUAGAUGCGGCCACAAGAAAGUUAGAAAGCAUGGAACUUUCCGAUGAAAACAUUGUAAACAAAACCUCCCGCAGGACAAAACUGUUGGACAUACAUUCUAGGUUACAAAGAUGCCUUAACAAGAUGGCAUAGGAAUAGAACUGUGAUGAAAUAAUUUGUGCUUAAUAGGCCCUUUCUAAAAGCAAACAGGUGUAUAUUGCUUCAAACUUGUCAGUUGGUUGGAUGUAGGUCAUUAGUUAUUUUGGUCAAAAGGUCAAAGAUCAAGGUCACAGGGAUUUGUAAUUGUAAAUUUGUUUAUGCGAGAUAUAUUUAGAAUGGUUUGUCAUAUGAUCAUGCAAAUUAUUAAAGUGGUAACUUGAAAGAAGGGAAGAGACCUAUUGAUUUCAAGGUAAAAUAUAAAGGUCAAUGGCUUAUAAAAUGAAAAAUUUUACCACACACUAUCUAGAGAAUGCUUAGGAUAAUAUAAAAUUAGUAUAUUUGUUAAUCUUUACAAAGCAAGACCCCUAAUAAUUAUCAAAUCAGGAGAUCAAGGGCUGCAAUAUUACCCUGAAAUAUGCCUAAUAGAGGAUAUUUGUUGGAUUUGGUGGCAUAUCGAUUUUAAUUCAGAGUGAUCAUACUAAAUAAACAAUUUCUAUGAUCACAAAUGAAUUAAAAUGAUUAGAAUAUAUAGAUGACAUUUGUUGGAUUUGGUGGCAUAUCGAUUUUAAUUCAGAGUGAUCAUACUAAAUAAACAAUUGUCUAUGAUCACAAGUGACUUAACUCUUUCAGUGCGGGAACUGAAUUUUGUAGGCCUGUGCAAACAGUUUGGAUCCAGAUGAGACGCCACAGAAUGUGGCGUCUUAUCAGGAUCCAAACUGUUUGCUAUUCUGAUAGUAUUAUUUGAAAUAAAUUAAAGAAAAUGCUAUUUUUAGAAAUUUAGCAGACGACAUUUUAGCAGAUGACAAAUUUCCCAGCAUGCAAAGGGUUAAAAUGAAUAGACCACCAAAUGCAACAAAUUAUAUAUUUAUUACAAAUGGUUGUUUUUGUAACUUGCAGUCUGUUCAGGUUUUAUGCUGUUUGCUGCUCAUCAGUAUCUUAAGGUUGGAAAUGAAGCUUUUAAAACUUGAAUCUAGUAAGAAAGGUCUUUAUAAAAUUUAACUUUGUAAGGGAUUGCAAAUGCAUCAAAAUAGGUAUGUAAGUGUUAAUUCAUGAUACUUUGUAUGUUAUGCUGUUACAAUCGAUUUGCUUCUAACAGAGAAUUAAGUUCUGUUUGUUACAUAGUUUGUUGUUUGAUUGUCUAACUAUAAAUAUUGCUUAAAACUGUGUUCAUAAAGCUAUACUUGACCAUUUAAGAUGGCAAAUUGUGCAUUUAAAAAGAAAUACUGCAGUAUGUAAAGAAAUGUCUUUAAAUGUGUUUAUUUUAAUGUCCCCCACCACUAAUAGUAGUGGGGGACAUAUUGUUUUUGCCCUGUCUGUUGGUUUGUGUGUUUGUUUGCUCCAACUUUAACAUUUUGACAUAACUUUUGCAAUAUUGAAUAUAGCAACUUCAUAUUUUGCAUGCAUGUGUAUCUCAUGGAGCUGCACAUUUUGAGUGGUAAAAGGUCAAGGUCAUCCUUCAAGGUCAAAUAUAUAGCUUCAAAGCGGCGCAGUAGGGGACAUAGUGUUUCUGACAAACAUAUAUCUUGUUGAGAAUUGAAAUUGCUGACUUAAUUAUAAAAAAUAAUGGUACACAAGUUUGAAAUUAAUAUGUUCCAUAGCACGGAUAAGAAAUUCUGGGGUGUUCCAGCACAAGACGAAAUUUACAAAAUAAAUAUAUAUUUACAUUUUAUGAACAUCAUUAAACCAACACAGGACAAUCGCGACAACAAUUUAACAAUAAUUAUACAACAAAUCAAUAAUAAUCAUUCAUCUUAUGCAAACACGCACAUAAAAUGACAUUAUGCUUAACAAAUUCUGAUUGCACUGAGAAGAAAUCUAACUAUACGUUUAAAAAUUGAAAUUUUAAGGCAAUACAAUUCACAUCAAUCUAAGAUAAAUUAAAACCAAAAUACAUAAUGCAAA
Molecule: messenger RNA, 4802 nt
Organism: Dreissena polymorpha
Lineage: Eukaryota; Metazoa; Mollusca; Bivalvia; Myida; Dreissenidae
Exons: 22
Coding region: 48-2894 (948 amino acids)
Source: RefSeq, a predicted model, not a curated record